AUGAGCCACACACACGAUAUGGAAAUGGACAUGGACAUGGGCUCCGGCACAAGUUCCGCCGCCAACGGGCACGGAAUGAUGUCGGUCUUCCAGAACUCGAUGGCCACAUCCCUCUACUCGGAAGCCUGGACGCCCAAGACCACCGGCACCUAUGCAGCCACAUGCAUCUUCCUCAUCAUCUUCUCCGCCAUCUUCCGCGGUCUUUUGGCUCUUCGCAAUUGGCAAGAGAGCAGAUGGAUCGACGCCGAGAUGAAGCGCCGCUACGUCGUUGUUGCCGGGCGAGAGACGCUGGCUGAAAGGGUCAGCAAUGACACACUGGCGAAGCCCAUGGUGUUGAGUGGCAACGGCGUUGAGGAGAGCGUUAUGGUCGUUCAGAGGCAUGGAGAAGCAGGACGCCCGUUCAGGUUGAGCGUGGAUCCGAUUCGUGCGGUCCUUGAUACGGUUAUUGCUGGUGUUGGAUAUCUUAUCAUGUUGGCAGUCAUGACCAUGAAUGUCGGGUACUUCAUCUCGGUGCUAGGCGGAGUAUUUAUCGGCAGUCUGCUAUGCGGUCGCUACGCGACACACACAGAUCACUAA
Sordaria macrospora k-hell is the source of this 576-nucleotide messenger RNA. RefSeq lists its product as uncharacterized. Gene Ontology annotation, biological process: copper ion transmembrane transport. Gene Ontology annotation, cellular component: plasma membrane. Gene Ontology annotation, molecular function: copper ion transmembrane transporter activity. NCBI's taxonomy places the organism in Eukaryota, Fungi, Ascomycota, Sordariomycetes, Sordariales, Sordariaceae. The record is from RefSeq and is a predicted model, not a curated record.